AUGGCUCUUGCUACCCGCACCGCUUGCUACCCACACCGCACCGCCGCUGCUGCUGCUGCUGCCCAUACCCACCGCCCGCGCGCUACUGCCCCGCUCGCUGCCCGCACCACGCCACUGCUUGCUACCUGCACUGCCGCUGCCCAUACCCGCCGCACCGCUCCCUACCCGCACCGCUUGCUACCCGCACCGCACCGCCACUGCUGCCCAUACCUGCCACCCGCUUUCUACCCGCACUGCACCGCUGAGCAGCCCAUACCCACCACCCGUGCGCUACUGCUUGCUACCCGCACUGCUGCUUCCCAUAUCCGCCCCACCGCUCACGACCCGCACCACUCGAUACCCACACCGCUUGCUACAUGCACAGCACCGCCACUGCUGCUGCCCGCUUGCUACUGCCCCGCUCAUUACCCGCAUUACACCACUGCUCGCUACCCGCACCGUGCUGCUGCUGCUGCCCAUACCCGCCGUUUGCUUGCUACCCGCACCGCACUGCUGCUGCUGCCCAUACCCACCACCCGCGCGCUAUUGCUCGCUACCCGCACUGCUACUGCCCAUACCCGCCCCACCGCUCACAACCCGCACCACUCGAUAUCCACACCGCUCGCUACCCGCACCGCACCGCCACUACUGCCCAUACCCGCUGUUCGCUUGCUACCCGCACCGCACCACCACUGCUGCUGCCCGCUCGCUACUGCCCCGCUCGCUACCCCGCUCGCUACUGCCCCGCUCGCUACCCCCGCUCGCUACUGCCCCGCUUGCUACCCGCGCCACACCAUUGCUUGCUACCCGCACUGCACCGCCGCUGCUGCCCAUACCCGCUGCCCGCUCGCUAUGCACCGCCACUUCUCACCCACUGCCCGCCGCUGCUUCCCGCCGCACUGCACCUCCGCACCUCCGCUUGCCACCAACUUUACGCAGGCCGCUGCACACCGCCAUGACCCGCCGGCCGCUGCGUACCAUUGUUACUCGCACAUAAUCUCCUCAGGCUUCUAG
This is a messenger RNA of Psilocybe cubensis, 993 nucleotides long. RefSeq lists its product as uncharacterized. The record is from RefSeq and is a predicted model, not a curated record. Bases 1 to 993 code for a protein of 330 amino acids. The transcript has a single exon. NCBI's taxonomy places the organism in Eukaryota, Fungi, Basidiomycota, Agaricomycetes, Agaricales, Agrocybaceae.